CAAUGGCAGCACCUAAUAUUAAAUCAUUAGCCUCUGUUGCAGCACUUCAUCCUCUCGCACCGGCGGUAGGCGGUAUAACGAAAGAGACGGGAAAAAUGCGGAGUGAAUCCAGUCUCGUCUGAGGCUGGCGGAUAAGACCGAGGAGGCAGCCCGUGUGAUGCUGCCGCCGCUGCCGCUGCUGCAACACCUCUGGUGGCGAUGCAGGAGACGCGGUGCAGCAGGCAUUAAAGAAGGAAGGCGCUGUAGCCUAUAGGAGAAGACCAGAUAGACUACUACAACACCGCCUGAUGGGGAACCGCUGACUGAGAGAGAGAGAGAAAGAAAGAGAGAGAGAGAGAGAGAAGAAACAGCCCAUGGUGGAGAAGCUAAAUAGAAGAAGGAGGGGAGACAACCGACAAGCACGCGGAUUAGCUGAUUGAACCCGUGAUCGCCCACAUUCAACACUGCCGACGGAGACCCCAAGCUUGCAGUCGCUGUUUUGGGAAAAAGAUCCCCAAAAAUAUGGUGGUGAUGGAUCUGCAUUCAGGUCUAAACAGUAGACAAGUGAACAGAAUUUCAGUCAUGACGAGGUUCGUCCUUUCCCUCCUGCUCAUGUGUGGAUGCCAAAAUAGUCUCUGCCAGCCCUCCUCAGAGGCUCAGAAGGAGGCGGCCGCCAACGACAACAGCACAGUGUUCACCAGGAUCCUGGAUGGGCUUCUUGACGGUUAUGACAACAGGCUCCGGCCGGGGCUCGGAGAAAACGUCACAGAGAUCCAGACGAAUAUUUUUGUCACCAGCUUUGGCCCGGUGUCUGACACGGAGAUGGAAUAUACCAUAGACGUCUUCUUCCGUCAGAGCUGGAAGGAUGAGCGUCUGUGCUUCAAAGGGCCCAUGGAGAUGCUGCCGUUGAACAACCUGCUGGCCAGCAACAUCUGGACCCCCGAUACCUUCUUCCUUAAUGGCAAGAAGUCUAUUGCUCAUAACAUGACCACGCCUAACAAGCUGCUGAGGCUGAAGGAUGACGGCACUUUGCUAUACACUAUGAGACUGACCAUAUCAGCAGAAUGCCCCAUGCAGCUGGAGGAUUUCCCCAUGGAUGCACACGCCUGCCCUCUCAAGUUUGGCAGCUAUGCCUAUCCGGUGUCAGAGGUGGUCUACACUUGGACUGUGGGAGAAUCUAAGCCUGUGGUGGUGGCAGAAGACGGCUCCAGACUCAACCAGUACCUUCUUAUGGGGUUAACCUUCAACACAGAGAACAUACACACAAGCAGAGGACAGUAUACAGUGAUGAUGGCCCACUUCUACCUGAAGAGGAAGAUUGGAUAUUUUGUCAUCCAGACGUAUAUGCCAUGUUUCAUGACUGUAAUCCUGUCCCAGGUGUCAUUUUGGCUAAACAGAGAAUCAGUUCCUGCAAGGACUGUCUUUGGGGUGACCACUGUGCUGACCAUGACCACCCUCAGCAUCAGUGCAAGGAACUCACUCCCUAAAGUGGCCUACGCUACAGCUAUGGAUUGGUUCAUUGCCGUCUGCUACGCCUUCGUCUUUUCUGCCCUCAUCGAGUUCGCCACGGUGAACUACUUCACCAAAAGGAGCUGGGCCUGGGAUGGCAAGAAGGCUCUGGAAGCACAGCCCCCUAAGAAACGAGACCCCAUGGUGCUGUCCAAAAAGCCUAACAACGUUUGCUCGGCGGGCGUCAACUACACCCCCAACCUCACCAAGGACGUGUCCAUCUCCACGAUCUCCAACACAACGUCGGUGCAGCUCCGAGCCUCUGAGACCAAGAUGGUGGACCCCAAGAAAACCUACAACAGUGUCAGCAAGAUCGACAAGAUGUCUCGGAUAGUGUUUCCUGUCCUCUUUGGAACCUUCAACCUCGUCUACUGGGCCACGUACCUUAACAGAGUACCGGUGGUGGAAGGAGUGGGGGAAGGAGUGGUGACGUCAACGUAAUCUUACUCUUUUUUUCUUUUUUUUCCCCUUUUUUCUGAGUCGGACAGUUUGUGUAAGGGAUUAAGUUUGAGAGUGGGUGGACUAAAAGGAAAAGGGGUUGUUGUAAGGUCAGUGCCCUAGACGGAAAAAAAAAUAAUGUCCGGGCUUGAAGAACAAAAACAAACUAUACUCCACUAUCUAAUUCAAGCACUUUGAAUGGAUGCAAGGCUGCAACAGAAUCCCUUUCCUGUUUUUCAUGGCCUAAAAAACUGCUCCAUCACAAAGAAACUGCUUCUAAGACUAUGUCGACGAGAGAGCGGGUGCUUUGCUUCUCUCUCAUCUAUUCUGCUGCAGUUUGCAUGACGCUCUUCUCAAAAAGAAACCAUGGACUCCUCUUUGUCUUAAAUACCGACCAUGUAUAUGUCAAUCACUGCUUAAAGUAUGGGUGCACACUCCAUUGCUUCUACUUGAGGUUUUAGAUCAAAAUAACGUAGACAUUUUGCGUAAUUUUGCCUAAAUUUAAACACAUUCUUAUCAUGGAGGCUUGAAAUGCACUGAGCUUAUGCUAUAGAAAAGAAACUGCAAUAUAACAUUCAUUUGAAUUUGGAAUAUUUAUUUAAAAAAUGUACUUAAUUCCACACUGUGGAAGAAACAUUUCUUAAGAUUGAUGCUGCAAGUGCAUUAAUAAUUUAGUUUUAUGUCUCUUUUAAAACAAAAAAAAAUGUUCCUAUUGCAGUGGGUGUUUUGUGUGUCUCUUUGUACAUUUUUACUUGAAGGUUCAAAGGCUUCUGCUGCAGGCCUGGUUUCCCAAAAGCAUUGUCAGCCCGAGUCUCAGUGGAAAACGGCGGUAAAAAAACGAAUGCUACCUGCGGGUGAAAAAAAAUUUUAUUGGGAAGAUUAUUCAUUGUUUUUAGAUGAAGAGAUGCUUCUUCCUUCAUAAGAAAUUUUAAAAAAGUCGUCUUCUAGAGCAGCUUGUCAACAAGAGUAUUAGAAAAACUUCUUUGGCCCACUUACACUGGGUGACUAGACAGCUGAGGAUGGUGUGUUCAGGACAAAUUUAGGAUUGGAUAUAUGUGCUUUAACUGAAUUUUGAGCCUGGGUCACUCAGCUAUGAAACUAAUAUUCACAGUUGAAAGACCAGUGCUUGAAACGCAGUGUGUGUCACAUCCAGAUCAGCAGAGUUUGGAGACAUUUAGGCAUGCAUCCAUCUUGUUGAUGUGUCCAUGGGCAAAACCCUGCAACUGUACCAGCUCCAGGGGCCACUGUGACAAAGAUUAAUUUUGAAUAUGGCUUAGAUUAAACUAACAGUCAGACUUCAGCUAGACGUGUAAACCAGCCUUACAACUUUAAAACUUAAGUAGGUCUAAUUUGCCAUGGAUUCUGUGUUAAUUAGGAGUCUUUUCAAACUGGAGAAAACUCGACUGACCAAUCUCCGUUCCCUACAGCGGAAAAUGUUUGCCUUCUGGAAGAAUGAAACAGUAACAGGGACAUUUUACUGGGGAAAUUCUGAGCUCUGACCUCCCUAUGGCAAAAAAAAAGAAAGAAAAAGUACAGCGAUCAAAGGAGUAUCAUUAUCGUAAUAUUUUUCUGCAUUCUGGUACUAUAACUGUAUCAGAUGAAUUGCUCAUUUAUACGUCCACAUAACUAGACAAAAAUUCCUCACGGGAGAGGUGAACAGCAAACUUACUGUAAAGGCCUGUGGCUCAGUGGAAUAUGCUGGAGAACGAACUGCUGACACGCUAGCCAGCUGGGACAUACAAGCGCUUGUCAGUAACAAUGGCUGUUCUUCUAUUUUGUCUUUCCUGAAUGAAUUUGAAAUUAUGGUGUGAUCAGGCCUUUUAAGCUACAAAGAUUUGGGGAAAUUAGGCCGAGUCUCAUAAGGGAAUCAUGUAAAUAAACUUUAAAUUUUCAACUUUGCUUUGACACAAAAAAGACAAUGUUGAGAUUCUCACGUUUGAGUUUCAAAUGUCAGCAAUGUCAACGUCUAAUGUUGACUUUCAAUUUCUGAAGAUGUUUUCAUCUGAUUUCUUUCUUAAUGUUUAUGUGCACAUGUGUAAGAUUUUCUUUGUUAUCGUUGCUUAUAGAGGAGCUUACAUCUGACCAAACUUGGCUUUUGAUCUUUAAGUUUUUGUUGAUCUAUUUCUACACUGACUUAAUCAAACUGGAAGCAAUGAGCACACGUUGUGGCAUUUAGACUGGAGCCCACCAUAGCACAGCAUGCGUGACUUGUUGGACUAUGGUGAGACAUACUCAGGAACAAAAGGACCCAUGCUCCCAGCAGAAGAGUCACUGUUUCUUUAAUCUCAUGGAUUUAAAACAGUGCAGUUGGGAGCAUUGUCAAUGAUACAAUGGCUUGGUGAAAACCCAUAUAAAUAAAGACGACAUCAGCUACUGUAUGUGCUUUGCUUUGUGAAAUUUGGACCUACAGCACAAAUCCUCACAAUGUCAGCUUAAAAUUCAUCUUAAGGUGCUUUUAUUUUGAUUCAUAAUUUCCUGUAGCGUUUUUGUGCUGGUUUGAGUUGAUGUUGAAUCUGCAUUUUAUGUGAAUCUAAGGUGUUGCUAUCUGUCAAAUGCUCAGUGGGUGUCUAUCGGCAAAGCUACAUUUCAGUGCUUGUCAAAGCGCAGCAGCAGUGUUAAAGGAAGUCAAAUGAAAUGCAGUUGAAAGGUGAUCUAUACAUCUGUCUGUCUGGGGUCGACAUGGCAGCAAGUCCUCAUGUACAGAUCAGACAUCCUUUUCCCGGUAACAACCUCCAACCUCUGUAUAUGUUCCUCCACUCCCCAAAUGUUUCUGACUCCGCUGCUUAUACACAUUAUCAAGAAGCUAAUUGGCCCUAUUCUUUCUGAUUACGCCUGCAGUAGUUGAGUCUAUCACAAUGUUUGGAGCUGAACUGCUCCAGUGCUGCUUUAUUUCAGUUGACGAAGCCUUAUUUUGAGUUAUAUUAACAAUGGAAAUUAAACAGUAAUACGCAUUUCGGUCCCUUAUCAUGAAAGUGUGUUUAGCUUCCAUUAUUUUCUCUAUGGACUGAAAUGUUGUAAGACAUUCCCAUCAGCCUUAGCUGUAGUUUCUGUGCCAACGUAGUGCUAAGCAGCGAAUAUUAGCCUGCUAACAUGCUAUGGUGAACAUCAUACCUGCUCACCAUCAGCAUGUUAGCAUUAUCAUGCUGACGUUAGCAUUUAGCUCAAAGCCCUGCUAUGCCUAAGUACAGUCUCGGAAAUUGUGGCCCAUGAGCCAAAUCUGGCCCCUCAAGCAAAACAUUUUGGCCCACUGACAAAAGCUGAAGUUUUCCCUUUUAUAGUUUACAAAACUUUAACAUUAUUUUCAUAAAUAGACCACUGGUUGACUUCUGUCCAUCCAUGCACCAUUCUUGCCAUUCAGAAAAUGAGUGCCCCUAUCUAUCCAUUCAUCCAUCCACCCAUCCAUUUAACCACCCCUCUCUUCUCUAUUGCCAGCCAAGAAAUGAUUGCACACUCCUCCCUCCUUCCUUCAGCUGCUGUGACAGACUCAUCUGCCAUACAUCUGUUAGAAAAGGGAUUUAGUUCUGCUUAAGUUACUUUCACCCAUUCAGGGGGGCCCCUUACAGCAAAGCGCUUCACUCCAAUUUAAGCCCCGACUGGCCGUGCCGAUGACAUUUUCUUUCUGUCUGGACAGCUGUGGCUGGUGCGUGUUCAGGACAAAUUUAGGAUUGAUUACAUGUACUUUAUCCAAAGCUAGCUCAUGGGCAGUGAAACAGACUAAAGUUAUGAACUUAGGUCUCUCAACUGGUGAAUGUAAUGCACACGCAGCGCUCAUCUUAAACAGACUUUUGCAGGGCUGCGAUCGCAACAGUUGUUUAUCCCUGGAAGGCUACAGACGGCCAUUACACAUGCAUGAAGUUUCUCUUGCUUUUGAGCAUCAAUUUAAAAAAAAAAAAACAUUAAACUGAGACCUUUACUUAAAUUUUGCAAAAAUGCAGCAGUCAUCAUAGCUAUAGCUGGGCUUAAAGUAUUUGUGUUAUACAUUUUUGUUUUAUGUAAUGUAUUUGUUUUAUGUAUUAUACUUAAAAUAUCAAAUAAAAAUGAUUAACACAUAUGGCAUUCAUUAUUAAACAUAGGGCACAGCUGCUGUAUAUUUUAGAAUCCAUUUUAUAGCUUAUAUGUGGCUUUGUUAAAUCAAGAUUAUAGCUGGAAUCUGACCACAGUUCUUUGGUGGAUCCAUCUUAGCUGAUUCCCUCUUGAUGUUUAACUGCUUUAUAAAAAUAGUUUGAAGCAUAUGUCUGUGCGCUCCAAUUCCAUUUAUCACACAUCUGGGAAUAAUCUGUUUAUAUAUCUCCUCACCUGUCAUUACUUUAUCCCAAAAAAGACACACAAAAACAAAUCUACUUCAGUUAUAGUGCUGUCGAUCCCUCAUGUCUAUUAUCUAAAGCUAUGCUUAUUUUCAUCACUGUAUUUGAUGAGCAACGAGUGACCAGCUUUUUAUAGAGGAAAUACUACUUUCAAUUCUUAAACGAUAUUUAGCAAACCGAUUCAACCAAUUUGUAGUAUUACUGAUACUUCCUGCAGAACAAAUACUUUUAAUUUUAAGUACAUUUUGCUGAUUAUAAUACUGUACCUUUAAUUAAAAUGCUUGAAUGCUUGACUGUUACUUGUA
Perca fluviatilis (European perch) is the source of this 6535-nucleotide messenger RNA. Its product is annotated as gamma-aminobutyric acid receptor subunit alpha-5-like. The transcript has 10 exons. The record is from RefSeq and is a predicted model, not a curated record. Gene Ontology annotation, molecular function: inhibitory extracellular ligand-gated monoatomic ion channel activity; GABA-A receptor activity; GABA-gated chloride ion channel activity. Gene Ontology annotation, cellular component: postsynapse; dendrite membrane; neuron projection. The coding region runs from base 502 to 1929 and encodes 475 amino acids. Gene Ontology annotation, biological process: synaptic transmission, GABAergic; nervous system process; monoatomic ion transmembrane transport. Lineage: Eukaryota; Metazoa; Chordata; Actinopteri; Perciformes; Percidae.